CUCACUUGCUGCAAAGGUCACCCUGAUGCGAUCCCUUUCCUCCCUCUUGUUUUGUGGGUUGGCAUCUUGAGAGUUGAUCCUCUCGCCCCUCCAUUCUCAACUUUCUCUGUUACCUGCGAGGAGCACAGCAAUGCCAUACACCUACCGGGACUCCAGUCCACGGGCUCCCCCUGUGCCCCAGAGUGCGCGUGCCACCCACUCUACCGGCCAAACCUACCAAGAGCUGAAACUUGAAUGCCAGCAGAAGGGGAAGCUCUUUGAGGACUGUGACUUCCCCACCAAUGACUCUUCCCUUUUCUUCAGUGAGAAGCCACCGGUCCCCUUUGUGUGGAAAAGGCCUGGGGAAAUUGUUAGUGAUCCAAAGUUUAUUGUUGGAGGUGCCACAAGGACUGACAUUUGUCAAGGUGAUCUUGGUGACUGUUGGCUGUUAGCAGCUAUAGCAUCUCUUACUCUUAAUGAAAGAACAUUAGCCAGAGUAGUACCACAGGAUCAGGACUUUGGACCAGGUUAUGCUGGAAUAUUUCAUUUUCAGUUCUGGCAACACAGUGAGUGGCUGGAUAUUGUUAUUGAUGACCGAUUGCCUACUUUCAAAGAUCGUUUGGUUUUCCUGCACUCUGCAGACAACAAUGAAUUUUGGAGUGCAUUGCUGGAAAAAGCCUAUGCCAAGCUAAAUGGAAGUUAUGAAGCUCUCAAAGGUGGAAGCACAAUCGAAGCCAUGGAAGAUUUCACAGGAGGUGUUGGAGAACUGUAUGAAAUUAAAAAAGCCCCAGAAAACUUCUAUGAGAUCUUGGGAAAAGCUCUUAAAAGAGGCUCCAUGGUGGGCUGUUCUAUUGACACCAGCAGUGCAGCAGAGACAGAAGCUCGAACUCCAUAUGGUCUUAUAAAGGGUCAUGCAUAUUCAGUAACAGGCAUUGACGAGGUCAGCUACCAAGGAAGAAAAGUGAAGCUUAUCCGGGUUAGGAAUCCAUGGGGUCAAGUAGAGUGGAAUGGUGCCUGGAGUGACAAUUCCCCUGAAUGGCAAUAUGUCAGCCCAUCUGAGAAAAAACGUUUGUAUCAUACAGCACUAGAUGACGGAGAAUUCUGGAUGAAGUUUGAAGAUUUCCAGUCCCAUUUUGACAAAGCUGAGAUUUGCAAUCUCACUCCUGAUGCCCUUGAUAACAACGAUAUUCAUAAAUGGGAGGUGACAGUCCACCAGGGCAGCUGGGUCAGGGGCGCCACGGCUGGAGGCUGCAGAAAUUUCAUAGAGACGUUUUGGACAAACCCACAGAUCAAACUGCAGUUGUCUGAAAAAGAUGAUGGAGAAGAUGGGUGCACAUUUCUAGCAGCUCUGAUGCAAAAAGAUCGCCGUAAACUGAGGAAACAGGGAGCAGAAAUGCUAACAAUAGGAUAUGCUAUCUAUGAGAGUCCCAGUAAAGAUGAACACUUGACAAAGGAUUUUUUCCGCUACCAUCCAUCCAAGGCCAGAAGCAAGACCUAUAUAAACUUAAGGGAAGUCUCUGACCGAUUCACACUCCCACCUGGAGAUUAUGUUAUUCUCCCUACCACGUUUGAGCCCCAUCAAGAAGCUGAUUUCUGCUUAAGAAUUUUCUCCGAGAAGAAAGCUGUCACUACGGAAAUGGAUGGAAAGGUUGACAUUGAUCUGCCAGAGCUUCCUCAGCCAACACCACCCCAACAAGAAACAGAAGAAGAAAAGCAAUUCCGGUCAUUAUUCAAACAAAUUGCAGGCGAGGAUAUGGAAAUCAGUGCAGAAGAACUUGAAUAUAUUCUGAAUGCUGUAUUGAAAAAAACAAAUAACAUCAAGUUCAAGAAAAUAAGUCUCCUUUCAUGUAAAAAUAUCAUUUCCCUAAUGGAUUCCAAUGGAAAUGGAAAACUGGAAUUCAAUGAAUUCAAAGUUUUCUGGGAUAAACUGAAGAAAUGGAUUGGUAUCUACUUACAUUUUGAUUCAGAUCAUUCUGGCACUAUGUCUUCCUAUGAACUUCGUCUUGCUUUAAAAGCAGCAGGGUUUCAGCUCAACAAUUAUUUGCUUCAGCUGAUUGUUCUUCGAUAUGCAGAUGAUCAGUAUCAAAUUGAAUUUGAUGACUUCUUAAACUGCCUCAUUCGCCUAGAAAAUGCAAGCAGGGUGUUCCAAGUGUUAAGUGCGAAAAACAGAGACUUCAUCAACCUGAAUAUAUGUGAGUUUAUCAAUUUGACCAUGAACAUCUGAAGACAUCAACCUGGUUUUCUCUGCCAGUCCCCAGUGUCCCUCUGAAGUCACAUUUGUCCUUUGUCCUAGAUCUCUUAAAAUCAUGUGGGCCUUUUGUAGUUUUCAUACUUUCUUAUAUUCACCCUGAUAUCAGAACUACAUUUUUUUAAAAAAACAUAGAUAUAGAUAAGUACCAAAUCUGUGUGUAUAUUUACUGCACAGGAAUCAUGAAUAUGUAUUUGAAUAAGGUACGAUUUAUACACACUGAAUGAGUUGUCAUAAGCAAUCACUGCCUCUUUAUGAAAGAUAAUUAUUUCAAUUGCUGGUAAACUUGCCAGAUGGGUGAAAUACUUUGUGUCCUCAUUUUGUUUUGUCAACUCUUGUCCAUAUGUUUAUGAGAAAAGCAGACUGCAAAUUUUCGCUGUCAUUAAAGGGCUGAUGAGUUUUGAUGAUGGUGGAGAAGGAGUCCACAUAAAACAAGGCAAACUACACAAAUGUAGUUAGGGACAAACUAUAUGAGAUGCCAGUUUCACAACUAGAAGCUAAUAAAACACUAUCUUCUCUCCCCCCCAAGACAUAUUCUUUAAAACUUGCAUGUCUACACAAUCUACUUGCAAAUGAAGUCCUUGAUUACCUCUAGAUGACCAAUCACCAAACAAAAACAAAGAAAUGUGCAGCUUUCAGAGCUAUAGGAAACCUUGAGGUAGGAAAAUCGAAUGUCCUUUACUUCUUAAGGAGGCUCUCCUCAUAACUGAGAAGCUGAGAAGGUUGCAAGUGGUGCAUAGUUGUUCUACAGAUAGAACUGGCCUGUUUAUAUCUUUAAAACCCUUGUAAUAGAGGUAGAACUAUCUGUACACCUCUGUUAUGCAGGUAAAACCACAAUCCUAGGAGUCUGAUGGGCAGAAUCCUAUUAGUUACGUAAUUAUAUCAAUGUAAAUACAAUGGUGUAAACUGCAGUGAAAAAUUGCCACUAGUUAACAAGCUGCCAAUUGUAUCUAUCGUUAUGCACCAGUUUUGUGACAACGUAUACAAGGAGCAAUUCUCUGCUCCACUGCACUUAAGAUGGCAUAAUUAGCCAGUAGGAUUCUGGUCAAUGUAUCAUAUACUUAUGCAUCCUAUUGAAUACAGCUGGAAUAUUUCAGCUCAUUUACUCUUGUCACUGCAGGCCCCAAAGUCCCUGAUAUUGCUCCCUCUAAACCAAUUAGGCGCAAUGAGCACCAGGAUUUUCCAUGUGGCUUUGCUACACACACUGUGCUUAUUGAUAUGACAAUGCAGUCAAAUACAACCCAUCUCACUCUUGUGCUUAUGAUGCAGGGGGAUUGAAAAUACAGCACAGUCAUUCACCAUUGCCUGGAAUCCAUCAGGAUGGGGAGUAAAAGUUCACUUGCACAUUAAAGUCACAGAGACAGUAAAUUAUCUCCUGUCUCUUUUGGGAUUCCAACCUCUUCCCAGCUUUCUGUUGCUAUUUAUGUUUUGCCUAGUAACAAGAAAAAUGAAUAAUCAGGCUCCAAAAUACACUGCCAAACUCACUGUUGCCCCAGUCUUACAAAAA
Pogona vitticeps (central bearded dragon) is the source of this 3734-nucleotide messenger RNA. It is a transcript of the gene CAPN9, whose product is annotated as calpain 9. NCBI's taxonomy places the organism in Eukaryota, Metazoa, Chordata, Lepidosauria, Squamata, Agamidae. Gene Ontology annotation, molecular function: calcium ion binding; calcium-dependent cysteine-type endopeptidase activity. The record is from RefSeq and is a predicted model, not a curated record. Gene Ontology annotation, cellular component: cytoplasm. Gene Ontology annotation, biological process: proteolysis.